CUUCCGCCGUCCGCCGCGCUCUCCUUCCGCCUCUGCGGUGCGCUGGGGUGUGUCUAGGCGCGGUACCUCCCGCGCUCUAUGGUAUCUGCGGCCCGGCGCCGUUCCCAGUCUCCUCAGCGGCGGCGGCUGGUGGCGGCCGGAGCCGGGGAGCGAGCGCGGCGGCCGGGCGCGGGCCUGCGCCGCCUGCCCCUUCGCGGCGGCCAUGGAGCUGGAGGUGCCGGAGGAGGCGGAGGGCUCGGCCGUGGCGGGCGCUGGUGCCAUCACCCCGGAGGCCGGCGUGGGGGGACUGGACACGGCAGGAGGUCUGGCACUGAAGAAGGCAGCCAUCACUGAGGGACCAUCGCUUCCAGGACAGCCUGGCCAAGGAAAGAAGAUAGGUCAUCGAGGAGUUGAUGCUUCUGGUGAAACCACCUACAAAAAGACCACUUCAUCCACUCUGAAGGGGGCCAUCCAGCUAGGGAUUGGAUAUACUGUCGGCAAUCUGAGCUCCAAGCCUGAGAGAGAUGUCCUGAUGCAGGACUUCUACGUGGUGGAGAGCAUCUUUUUCCCAAGCGAAGGAAGUAACCUCACUCCGGCUCACCAUUAUGCAGACUUCAGAUUCAAAACCUAUGCACCAGUGGCUUUCCGGUACUUCCGGGAGCUCUUUGGGAUUCGUCCGGAUGAUUAUUUGUAUUCAUUAUGUAACGAGCCUCUGAUAGAGCUGUCGAACCCUGGUGCCAGCGGCUCCCUCUUCUAUGUCACCAGCGAUGAUGAGUUCAUCAUAAAAACUGUGAUGCACAAGGAAGCUGAAUUCUUACAGAAGCUCCUUCCUGGCUACUACAUGAACCUGAACCAGAAUCCACGGACGCUGCUGCCAAAGUUUUAUGGACUCUAUUGCGUGCAAUCGGGGGGCAAAAACAUCCGCGUGGUCGUGAUGAACAACAUUUUGCCUCGUGUGGUGAAAAUGCACCUGAAAUUUGACCUGAAAGGCUCGACCUACAAACGCCGGGCAUCCAAGAAGGAAAAAGAAAAGUCCAGCCCUACGUACAAGGACCUAGACUUCAUACAAGACAUGCCUGAGGGCCUGAUGCUGGAUGCAGACACCUUCAGUGCAUUGGUGAAAACGUUGCAACGAGACUGUCUGGUGUUGGAAAGCUUUAAAAUCAUGGACUACAGCCUCCUGCUUGGGGUUCAUAACAUAGACCAGCAAGAACGGGAGCGACAGUCUGAGGGAGCCCACAGCACGUCGGAUGAGAAGCGUCCCGUGGGGCAGAAGGCACUUUACUCCACAGCCAUGGAGUCCAUCCAGGGUGGGGCUGCCCGGGGGGAGUCCAUAGACACAGAUGACACAAUGGGAGGAAUCCCAGCAGUGAAUGGCAAAGGAGAGCGUCUCCUGCUACAUGUAGGAAUAAUAGAUAUCCUUCAGUCAUACAGGUUCAUCAAGAAGCUAGAACAUACCUGGAAGGCCCUUGUCCACGAUGGGGACACAGUGUCAGUACACAGACCCAGCUUUUAUGCAGAGAGAUUCUUCAAAUUCAUGACCAACACGGUGUUUCGAAAGAAUUCCUCUCUAAAAUCAUCUCCCUCAAAGAAAGGACGUAGUGCCUUGCUAGCUGUCAAGACGCCUGGUCCAACAGCUGCAUUUUCAGCUAGCCAGCUUCCCUCGGAAAAGGACGAAACCCAGUAUGAUCUUCGUGCAGCCAGGAGUUACCCCACACUCGAUGAUGAAGGUGCUAAACUUAACCAGGGCAGGGGAGAAGCAGGCAGGCCAGACCUGUUACCCUGCACGCCGCCUUCAUUUGAAGAAGCCACCACGGCCUCCAUAGCCACAACGCUGUCUUCGACAUCUCUCUCCGUUCCUGAGCGAUCCCCCUCGGAGACCUCUGAGCAGCCCAGGUACAGGAGGCGCACACACUCCUCGGGGCAGGACGGCAGGUCGCACGAGGAGGUGCGGGUUGAAGAAGAGCUUCAGCAGGUCAGCGUAGAGCUGGAACCGAAGUGCGAUGUUGAGAUCGUAGCCCCCGAAGACGAUGACAAAGAAGAGGCAGCUUCUUCAGCCUGUGCCAUCGUACCGUCCACAGCUACAAUAGAGGUGGAGACAGCCAGCCAGGCCUCCGAACCAGCCAGCCAGGCCUCGGAUGAAGAUGAUGUGCCAGUCACAGACAUAUACUUUCCGACAGACGAGAGGAGUUGGGUUUACUCCCCGCUCCACUAUAGCGCUCAACUCCACUCUGUCUCCGAUGAGGAGAGCGAUACAUAAUCUCUAUGCAGACACAGAAGCCCCAGAGAGCAGCGAUUCCCUCUGCAGGUCGAUGUGUUCCCUUUUCGUUGAUGCAGCCGUUCCAGUGGGAUGGGGAAGAGCUUGCUGACACCAGUAUUGCUGCACUGCAGGAUCCCAGGCACUGCAUUUCAGAACGGAGCAAAACUCUAACCGUGUAUUUCUACUUAUCCCAGACGUGGGCAGCAAAGAAACCACCCGCUCACCCGCAGCUCCCAACGGAGACGUCCAGCUGGGUGUAGAGAAUCCUGGGUAGUAACACAGUGUUUUCCAAACGUGCACUACCGUAGCUACCUAUCCAUGUGUGAUACUGUGAACCUUUUUAAUUUUUUAAUCAUGUAUUUAUUUCUUUUAUCUUUGCACAGAGACAGCACAAAUGUGCUUUUUUAAACAUUUAGUUUACUGCACUUUUUUUUUUUUUUUGGUUGUCAUAUAUUUGUGCAUCAGAAAGGAGUGUGAGACCUCACUGGAGAAUUGGUAGAAGCACGUUACUGGGGAGGGCAGGGACCGGAGUGGCUUCCUUUGAGGCAGCAGUGUGGUCUAACCAACUGAUGGAGUCAGGAGGUUUAAGGCUGUCCAGACUCUGCCACGAUUUUGCCGAGUGACCUAAGGCAAGUCACUUAACCACUCUGUGCCUCGGUUUCCCCUGUGCUAAUGGGUGUACAGUACCCACUUCCGUUAAAGCACUUAAACCCUGGGAUGAAAGGUGCUAUGUAAAUGCAAUGUAUUAAAGGCCAUUGAAUAGAAUUGCUCCCAUGUUACAGUAGUCCAAAGUAGCCAUGCCAAUUUACUUGGAUUCAAAAAUUGCUAGUGACUUCUCUUGCUCUGUAACACUGUGUGGGGGAAGCAAACGAUUCCUGGCUAUAGUGACGUGGUCACCUCGGCCCUCCUCCGGACGUCGCGAUGGAUUCUGCCUUCACCACGUGCUGCGCUGCUCUGUGUCGCCCUGUCCCUUUGUGCUCGGAGUCCACGCUUUGUCUUACCGGCUGCCGCACCGACGUUUGCUCCAGGCCGCUGCCUGGCAACAGGCAUGGACAGAUGAGAACUGUGCAUCUCCACGGACCAGCCUCGCUGGAGUGAGAGUUCCUGAGUCUGCCCAGCCCCAGGUGGGGUUGCCCGGACACUGCAUCCUCCUGGAACCACUUAGCACCGCGCAUGUUCAUGGGUGUAUCCAAUUGCCAAGUAAUCGGGGGUCACAGACCAUUGGGUUCACAUGUAUCCUCCGUUCCUCAGGGUAGUCAGGGAGACGCACGCACGUCCGCACACUGGAGGCAGUGACAGGAGCCUGGCUCUGGCACCUAAUUGCGCCAGGCAGUGUUGUGUUCACGGACUCUCUCUGUUGGACAGAAAGCUGGGAGACUCUCAUGCUGCCUGUUGAAAAUUGCUGCUUUGGAUGUCUGAGAUGGGGAGGGUUUGCUCUUUGAGGGCUGUAGGCUUUGGAUGAGACGAGGAAGAUCUGGUGUCACUUAGCAGUGUUCAGACUAGGCUCAUCCUUCUGUCAGCAGGGUACUGUAGCGUUGUCUUCAAUUCCCUAGCAAUCCCCCCUCUUCUCCCAGAGAGAAGAGAAAUCCUUUAGUGCAGAGGGAGCUAGCUAGGUCUUGUUUGCCUACUUUACAGGCCUUGCUCAAGAGAGACGGUCAAAGAUCUCUCCCUUCCCAUUACAGUCUUCAAACCGUCUUUGGGAUUCCUUGUGGAGGAGUGUGGAAGUGGGACCCUGCUCUAGGAGCUCAGUCCCCUCUGAUCUGUCCUCACAGCAGCACUCAGGACUGGUUAAUUCAGGUCCCAGAAGGUGACUGGGCUGGUGGGAAGCUCUUCCCCUCUGCAAUGUGAUUAACUUAGCGAGGACCUUCAUGAGUUGAUGCUAUUUCUUGCCUAGAAGUAUGGGACCCAAACUUCUACCCUUUGCCUACAGAUGCUGAAGGCUGUAAGGUGUGCUGCUCUCAGAGGACAGGCUGGGGUUCCUGCAAGCUGCUGCCAUUAGAUUUAUUCAUAUAUUUACCAGAGUAGUCUAUCAGAAAUCUUUUAAGGAAACUCUCCCCUUUCAGUAGCUACUUGACAGCUAAUUCACCUAGCAAGUAGCAUUGCCCUGCGACAGCCCCUUUGGCAGGCUGGGAAACAGCUCUUAAAUCACCACAUCUCCUUGUGUUGGUCCUGUAUGGGCUUUGCAAGUUGUGCGUGUUUAGUGCUACGGCAGGGCUCAGCAGUUCAGCGGAGGGGACUUGGGAGACGUGCAAUACAUACAGAGUAACUUGCCUCUGGGCUGAAAGCAAGAGGCUUCAAACAAUGUUAAAAAUGUAGCUGCUGUUCUUUUCCUCCGGAAGCGCAGAGCAGCCACUAUUAGGAAAGAGGCCAGUAAGAGCUGUAUCUCUUCUGCAUCUUAAAAUGUCGCUCUUGGGCUCUGCACUGGAAAAAUGUAGUUCUGGGGAGGAGCCCAGGUGGCUGCUAGGACUGUCUGAGCCAAGCCCCAGCUGCCCUGGUACCACUUUGUUCGUGGGCUAGUGGGUUUUGCCUCAGUUUGACUUUGCAAGCACACACUAACUAAAAUAGAGCAUCUUUCAUUGUCUGAGAGCAGAGACUGAAACUUUAUCCCUUCCCCUCAUCGCAGGGUGUCUGAAGCUGCUCAGCCUCUGUGCAGGAGGCACCUGAGCCCAGCCUUCGCGAAGGGUUUCAGUGAAUGAACUUUGCAGGCUGGAGCUGUGCUUGGUCCCAGAACAUGUGGGGAAGCCCAGGCCUUUUUUUGCAGUAUGUUCAUUCCAAAUGUCGUCUUUCCUCAGGCGUCCUGGCUUUCUGAGACAAUCCUUGUGCAUGCAGUUUUGUAACACUGAACGCUUCGGAGCAAGUGAGCCCGCUAGAGUUGCGAGCUCUCGGCUCUGGGCAGAGAGGUUUGGUCCCAUGAAAGUAUGUGCAAAGGGAUUAGAGGGGACCUUCCUAGGAGCCUUUCUUCAGGGAGAUACUGAUCUGACAUGACAACUGCCCCUUUCCAAGCCUGCACAUGCUCUGUGCUCUGUCACAUUACUUGUCCAAGUACUUCUGUGCUGAAGAGCUGCUGAACCUCCACUUUCUGUCAGAGGCUGAAAGGACCCUGGCGUUUCAAGCCUGCUCGUUGUCCAUCACUUUGCAUUCAGAUACUUGCUGCCCCAUGGGUAGCAGGGUGACAGCUUUGGGGAGCUUUGGCGCAUUUCCUAACUGCUGCCAAUGCUCCCUUGGCAGGUUGUACCAGAAUCGGAGGAGGGAAGGACUAGGUCACAGGAAAGAGCAUCAGCCCUUUCUUGGGGGAAGAGAGCCCUGGCCAGUCCUUGGUCUGAAUGUCUCUCCAGCUGUACUUCCACCUCAUCUUGGAAAUGAGCUGCAUGUACUUUCUCUGUUAGGACUUUUCUCUACUGACCCAGUUGAUUGCUGGCUGCUGCUGUCCCUGGUAUGACCUCCAUGAUGCCUACAACUUUAAAAGGAGGCACUGUGUUUCUUCUUCUGCUCCUCCAGCAUUUGAGCAGAGUGGCCUAGUGAGACAGCGUUUCCCAAGUAGCUUCGUUUGCCACCACUCUCCAAACCCCAUCAUGCCAGCUUAGACCCUCAGCUCUGCAUGAAGGGCCCUGGGGUGAAUCUUGCUCUGCUAAGGCUUUUGGUGAGCUUUCAGUUUGGGCUGUUGAAGGGAGCAUCUCUUGCCAAGCUGCAAGGCAACAAGAGUGAUUGAUUGCCCCACUUGUCGGGGUGUUUAGGGUGACAUGUGGGUGCAGCACCCAGGCUGCUGUCUGCCACAAAUGCCCACCGGGUGUGGAUUUGGCAAGGGGAGACAUGGGUCUCCUGAGGGAUUUCUUCCAGGGAGAUGUCUCAGUUUGCACAAUGUGGCAGGCAACUAAACUUGCCGUAGGGUUACUGUACAGAGCAGAGCUUUUACAAGCGUGUGCAGAGUGGAGGGAUGGGACAAACUGGAAAGCUGGGGGUUGUCGAAACGCUCAUGAGAGAUGGGGUCCGGAGCUGCCUCUGCUGCAGCGCUGCCUCCGUGGUGGCCAGCAUUGCUCUGCGUGCUGAAACGGCGCUUUGGGGAGUCUUUUUAGCGCAGCCAGAGCGGUGGCAGGUCUCGGCACCGAGCCGGGGCCAGGCUGGCGCGGGCUCGGUUGCCCUCAGUCCUCGCCUGGCUCCUCAACACGGUGUAGCCGUCCUUGGCGGUACCGAUGCUCCCGGCAGCCGGGACCAGCCGUAGCGUUUCCUUCUCUUCCCCGUUCCCAGCCGGCGUCGGCCUCCAGCUCUUACCGAAAAGGCGAAAGCCGGGGCUCAGGCGUGCGGGGUCACGUCCGAUUUUCCUUCUGUCGGCGUCUCCAUCAGACUCAUGUAUCCUCGCGGCUGCGCGUGUCCCGGCCCGUUUCUCUGUCCGCUCCGUGCGUGUGCGCCGUGUAACGAAUGUAUGUAAGUAGGCUGGGGGGGGUUGGGGGGGGCUGGAAACGUGCUGCCAACCCAUGGCUGUUGUCAUGUUUCUCUUCUCUUUUUUUUUUUUGGGGGGGGGGGGGUCAUGAGAGCGCUUUGUUUUCUUUUUUUUCCUUUUUUUUUUUUUUCCUGACGGGAGACCUUUUUCCAGAGAACUGUAAAUUGAUGCUAUCUGUCCUAGGCUCUGUGAUAAAGCAUACUGUACUCUGUGUUGUAAACACACCGGACAAACGA
Messenger RNA from Dromaius novaehollandiae (emu), 6913 nucleotides. RefSeq names its product phosphatidylinositol-4-phosphate 5-kinase type 1 gamma (gene PIP5K1C). Lineage: Eukaryota; Metazoa; Chordata; Aves; Casuariiformes; Dromaiidae. The record is from RefSeq and is a predicted model, not a curated record. The transcript has 19 exons. Gene Ontology annotation, biological process: phosphatidylinositol phosphate biosynthetic process. The coding region runs from base 203 to 2239 and encodes 678 amino acids. Gene Ontology annotation, cellular component: plasma membrane. Gene Ontology annotation, molecular function: 1-phosphatidylinositol-4-phosphate 5-kinase activity.